Ornithorhynchus anatinus (platypus) is the source of this 837-nucleotide messenger RNA. RefSeq names its product coenzyme Q10A (gene COQ10A). The transcript has 5 exons. Gene Ontology annotation, molecular function: ubiquinone binding. The record is from RefSeq and is a predicted model, not a curated record. Gene Ontology annotation, cellular component: mitochondrion. Gene Ontology annotation, biological process: ubiquinone biosynthetic process; cellular respiration. The coding region runs from base 23 to 631 and encodes 202 amino acids. Lineage: Eukaryota; Metazoa; Chordata; Mammalia; Monotremata; Ornithorhynchidae.
CCCCCGCCAGCCGCCGCGCCCAAUGAGGGUCCUGUGGGCCUGCAGCCGCCCGCUGCCCCCGGGGAGCCCGGAGGUCGGGGUCGGGCUGCCCCCCCGGCGCCCCUUCAUGGGCUUCGGCAGCCCCUUCACUAACAAGCGCAAGGAGUACUCGGAGCGGCGGAUCAUGGGGUAUUCGAUGCAGGAGAUGUUCGACGUGGUGUCCAACGUGGAGGAGUACAAGGAGUUCGUGCCCUGGUGCAAGAAGUCGCUGGUUGUGUCAAGUCGCAAGGGCCACCUCAAGGCCCAGUUGGAGGUCGGGUUCCACCCGGUCAUGGAGCGCUACACGUCGGCCGUCUCCAUGGUCAAGCCUCACAUGGUCAAGGCCAUCUGCACGGACGCCCGACUCUUUAACCACCUGGAGACCGUCUGGCGUUUCAGCCCCGGGCUCCCCGCCUACCCCCGCACCUGCACCGUGGACUUCUCGAUCUCCUUCGAGUUCCGCUCGCUGCUGCACUCACAGCUCGCCACCAUGUUCUUCGACGAAGUGGUCAAGCAGAACGUCGCCGCCUUCGAGCGCCGUGCGGCCACCAAGUUUGGGCCCGAGACCACCAUCCCCCGUGAGCUCAUGUUCCACCAAGUGCACCACACGUGAGGCGAGGACCCCCCUCCCCUAUUUAUGUGGUUGGACGUGGAGGGAGGGAGCAGGGGAGGGAACAGGGGAGGAUCGGGGACCCUCCUCCCUCCCAGGCAACCACAAAGAAGGCCAGACUUCCGGGGCCCAGCCCGGACGCCCUGCUUGCUCCGGGUGGGGUGGCCUGCUUUUGUAUUAUAGUCAAUAAAGAAUUUGGAGGCAUCUGA